This is a messenger RNA of Trypanosoma brucei brucei TREU927, 417 nucleotides long. RefSeq lists its product as hypothetical. Lineage: Eukaryota; Euglenozoa; Kinetoplastea; Trypanosomatida; Trypanosomatidae. The transcript has a single exon. The coding region runs from base 1 to 417 and encodes 138 amino acids. The record is from RefSeq and is a predicted model, not a curated record.
AUGCUUCGGCGGUUCGUUGCGCAAGCGCCACCGCGGUUAUGCGCUUGGUAUUAUAUCAGCCGAGGUGUGGGUGACUGGCAGCCACGUCCGAAACACCGGGCGCGCUUCUCCAAACAGGCGUUAGCACAAAGUCGCACUCGAUUUAUGGAACAAAAGGCAAUGUCAUCAAUGCGACAAAACAUAAAUGAAGUUCACGGGGAGCUGCAGGGGCAUCGAUCAAAGUUACGACGCCAAUGCGAGCAGACGGCUUUUGACUUGGUAAAUCGCGCUGGCAAGGGACCCGCCGCUUCCGCGGGGCAGACAAUGUCGACAGCACGGCAUUUUCUAAUGUUGAACGAGGUGGCGCGGAAGGCAUUGAGAAGUGGUCGCCGCGAGCGGAAAAAUAUAUUCACUAACAGUAAGAAGUGGCGUGGUUGA